UCAGCGGCAGUCAACUGUCAAAACAUUUCUGAAGUUUAUUGAAAACAACACGUGCAAGGAAUUGUGUACAUUUUUAUUAAUUGGAAUAUUUUAAAACACAUAAAAAAUACAGAAAUGAAACGUAAAUUUGUAAAGCCAACCAAUGUCCCCGAAGAAGAGUCUUCAGAGGAUUACGAUUCGGAUAUUGAAGCUGAGGAAGAAGAAAGUGUUGUUGAUAGUGAAGAGGAAGAAAUCGGCGAAAGUGAUGAACAUGAUUCGGAAAUUGGGACUGAGGAAGGAAGUGUAGUUGAUAGUGAGGAGGAAGAAGCCGACGAGAGUGAUGAAGAAGCUUUAGAUGCCAGUGACACAGAAUCCGAUGAAGAUGGAAGUGAUAUUGAGGACAAUAAACCACCAAAAUCAAGAAGAGAAAUAGUCAAAGAAGAAAUAAUGCAAAGAUAUCAAGAACGACAGGGCAAGCAAUUGUACAUACGAUUCCCACACAAAGUUCCUGAAACUCAAGAAGCUUUGGAGGCGAAGAUUAAAGAACUCACACCCUUAGUAGUUAAGGUGCACAAGCCACGUCAGAGAUACGUACGUUUCUGUUUAGUCGAUUUUGCCACAAAUGAAGAUCGUAAUACUGCUCUGAAGGAGCUUAAAAAAUCCAUCAAAAAUGGCACCCUAGAGAAAUAUGUCGUAAAUAUACCACGUACAGAAAGCUCUGAAUUUGUCAGUGAAUUGGCUGAACGUAAACUAAAAUCAGUUGAAAACAAAAAAGCUAAAUUGCGUUUGAAGAAGGCCAGCAGGAAGGCUUUGACAGAAAACCACUUUACAUCCUCUAUAAUUGUUCUAAAUCUACCGAAAACGGCAUCGGCUUUAGAGGUACGUGAACUUUUCCCUGGCGCUGUAGACAUAAACAUUAAGCCGAGCAAAGGUAAAAUGUACAAAGAUAAAAGUGUUGCUGCUAUUACUCUACCCACUACUUUGGAUGCUAGAAAUGCUGUUAAGAAAAAGUUAUCUUUGGGAGGCAAUCAACUGAUUAUCAAAUUCGAUAAUCAAAAGUUAAAGAAAAAGAGCAAGAAAUUUAACAAAAAGGUUGGCUUAAAACCAGUUACAGAUAAAACUGAAGUCAAAAAUAUAGAAGAAUCAGAACCUAAAGAAAAUCAACAAAAGUUGGAAGCAACACCAGAUAAAGCCACAAACGGUGAAACUUUAGCGAGGAAAGUUCCAGUAAAGAAAUUGAAUAAAAACGAGGAUUCAAAACCAAUUGCAGAUAAUAUUGAAGUUAAAAACGAAAAAGAUUCGGAACCUAAAGUAAAGCAACAAAAGUUGGAAGUAACUCCAACUAAAGCCACAGUGGGUAAAGUUUUAGUGAAGAAAGGUCCACUAAACAAAAAUCAAAAUAAUAAAUUUAAUAAAAAUAAUGGUAAAAAUACACCGAAAAAAGUAACGAAAUAAAAAUGUUAGUAAAACAAGGAAA
This is a messenger RNA of Lucilia sericata (common green bottle fly), 1456 nucleotides long. Its product is annotated as DNA ligase 1. NCBI's taxonomy places the organism in Eukaryota, Metazoa, Arthropoda, Insecta, Diptera, Calliphoridae. The coding region runs from base 115 to 1434 and encodes 439 amino acids. Gene Ontology annotation, molecular function: nucleic acid binding. The record is from RefSeq and is a predicted model, not a curated record. The transcript has a single exon.